Messenger RNA from Mirounga angustirostris (Northern elephant seal), 1094 nucleotides. RefSeq names its product ABRA C-terminal like (gene ABRACL). Gene Ontology annotation, biological process: regulation of actin filament-based process. The transcript has 3 exons. The record is from RefSeq and is a predicted model, not a curated record. NCBI's taxonomy places the organism in Eukaryota, Metazoa, Chordata, Mammalia, Carnivora, Phocidae. Bases 446 to 691 code for a protein of 81 amino acids.
CACAUUGGGGGCGCUUUAUUUCUUACGUUAGGAGAGAGAUCCUGGCAGGAAAUCUAUGCCCAGGAUCAGAUGCGGGGGUUGGGGAUCAUCGGCACCGAGUGGCGUAGGGGAAAGCUGGCAGCAGUCGAAGUUCGAGUCCGUAUUCCUAGAAGCCUCGGGCGCCCGGCCACCUGUCUGGAGUCUGCCCCCGUCCCGGGCAUCUCCUCCGGGGAGUUUCCUCCGCAGAGGCUUGUCCCUGGGAGUGUGGGCGGCCCCUUUCUCGAGCGCUUGAACUCUUACCUCCCACCCCCCUCCUCCUCACCAGCCUUUCUCUUCUGCCUCGGCCACUUCCUUCCUCAGUCUCUUCCUCCCCGGUGUGUUGAAGAAGAUAACCGGGUCCGGCCCGACGCUGCACCAGCUUUUCCUCGGAAAAGAAAAAGAGGCGGAUAGGUGAGUGUAGGCAGCAAUGAACGUGGAUCACGAAAUUAACCUCUUAGUGGAGGAAAUUCAUCGUCUGGGUUCAAAAAAUGCUGAUGGGAAGUUAAGCGUAAAAUUUGGGGUCCUCUUCCGAGACGACAAAUGUGCCAACCUCUUUGAAGCAUUGGUGGGAACUCUCAAAGCUGCAAAACGAAGAAAGAUUGUUACGUACCCAGGAGAGCUACUUUUGCAAGGUGUUCAUGAUGAUGUGGACAUUAUAUUGCUGCAGGAUUAAUGUGGUUUGCAUAUCUUUGUUUAUUGUUAUUUUUUGUUUCUGGUCAACUGGAAUGUUAAGUCAAGGGACAAACACAAGCAUACUUAAUGUAUUUUUAUAGAACUUUGUAAACAAAAGGAGACUCUUAUUUUAAAAGUCUGUCUUUUUUUUAAUACCUUGAAAGAAAAUUUAUGUAUUACACUGUCAAAUAAACAAAACCUAUUUUUUUCCCUCAGGAAUCUGAUUGGAAAAAUGUAGGCAUUGAGGCUUUUUUGGUAGGGGUGCAAGGGUGUUUCAUAAAUCAUUCUUAGACAAUUUCUACAGAUAUUUGACAUUCCAUAAAAGCAAGAGGCAAAACUGAAGACCAGCUCCCACAAGGAAUAUUGUAAUGUUUAUGUAAUAAAAACAUGUAACUAUGUUAAAA